Messenger RNA from Camellia sinensis, 2476 nucleotides. RefSeq names its product Tetratricopeptide repeat (TPR)-like superfamily protein. Gene Ontology annotation, molecular function: protein binding; RNA binding. NCBI's taxonomy places the organism in Eukaryota, Viridiplantae, Streptophyta, Magnoliopsida, Ericales, Theaceae. The record is from RefSeq and is a predicted model, not a curated record. Gene Ontology annotation, biological process: RNA modification.
AUUUCUACCCAAGACCCAGCCAAAAUCAUAGCUACCCACUUGUCAAAUUGCUCAAAUUUAUCACAAUUGAAUCAAAUUCAUGCCCAUAUCAUUCGAACCCACAUGCUAGAAUUCAAUUCUGCUCCAUUUCACUGGAACAACAUUAUAAGAUCAUACACUAGGCUAGAAAAACCUUCCAAAGCACUGUGUAUAUUCAUUUCCAUGUCUCGUGCCGGUGUCAUGCCCGAUUCUUACACAUUGCCCAUUGUUUUGAAGGCUUUAUGCCGAGUUUUCGAUAUGGGUUUGGCUCGGCAAGUUCAUUCGGUUGCCAUAAAGCAUGGUUUGGAGGCUAAUGAGUUUUGUGAGAGUGGUUUCAUUAGUUUGUGCUGUAAAGCGGGCGAAUUUAAAAAUGCACGUAAAGUGUUUGAACAAAAUUGCGAAAGAAAGUUGGGUUCUUGGAAUGCCAUUAUAGGAGGGUUGUCACAAGGCGGUCGUGCUAAGGAAGCAAUUACCAUGUUCACGGAGCUAAAGAAAAGUGGGAUCGAGCCGGAUGAUGUGACCACGGUUAGUGUAACUUCGGCUUGUGGAAGCCUAGGAGACUUGAAUUUAGCUCUUCAGUUACAUAAAUGUGUAUUCCAAGCUAGGAGCUUUGAAAAAUCAGAUAUUUUGAUGUUGAAUUCACUCAUAGACAUGUAUGGUAAGUGUGGUCGGAUGGACUUGGCACACAGAGUAUUUUCAAGGAUGGAGCAACGAAAUGUUUCUUCGUGGACAUCCCUGAUUGUGGGUUAUGCAAUGCACGGCCAUGUCAAUGAUGCACUUGAGUGCUUUCAUCAAAUGAGAGAAGUUGGAGUGAGGCCUAACCAUGUGACUUUUGUCGGGGUCUUGAGUGCAUGUGUGCAUGGUGGGACAGUGCAAGCGGGAAAAUAUUAUUUCAAUAUGAUGAAGAAUGAGUAUGGUAUCAAGCCUCAGUUACCACAUUAUGGCUGCAUGGUGGAUUUGCUUGGAAGAGCUGGGUUGCUCGAGGAGGCUAGAGAGAUGGUGGAAGAUAUGCCAAUGAAAGCAAAUGUAGUAAUUUGGGGGUGUUUGAUGGGCGCUUGUGAGAAAUAUGGGCAUGUCGAGAUGGGUGAGUGGGUGGCAAAGCAUUUACACGAACUAGAACCUUGGAAUGAUGGGGUGUUUGUGGUUCUAUCCAAUAUAUAUGCAACUAAUGGUUUGUGGGAAGAAGUAGAGAGGGUGAGAGGCAUUAUGAAGGAGAGAAGACUUGCAAAAGUUCCUGCUUAUAGCUUGGCUACAAGUUCAACUUGAAUCAACAAGGUAUCUCCUACACACGACACAUGUUCUGGGCAGUGAUGUGUGGCUAACACGUCGGCAUAAGAGCUACACAUGUUAGCCUCUGAGGGAUACAUGUGCAGCCUGUGUACCAUGACCGUGAUACUAAAGCCCCUAAGCCAAGACGCAGGGCUUCAACACACUGAUGUGUGGUCGGCAUGCAUCAUGAGACCGGUGGUUGUUGUGACUUGGAGGCUAGAGACGGUGGUUAUGCUCAGCAUGGUGCCCUGUGGGACAUCACUGCCUUUGCAACUGCAUUCAAGAUUUUCACAUGCACACAUUCUUUGUGGUUGUGAGUGUGAUCCUCUUUUUUCUUUUUCCUUGUACUUCUAGUUUGAAGCACAAGGCUCACUUUUUUUCUUUAGUAUAUUUUUUUAGUAAACCCUAUUUCAUUUUAUUAGCUUUGAUUGUAGUCUUGGGUUAUAUCCUUCUUUGCAGAUAUGUAGCCUUGAAGGAUUUUGAGCUACCAUAAAUUCAGAAUACUUUGGAUUGAAACAAGGCAUUGUAACGCACAUUAUUCUGUUAUAAUCAUGAGAAGCCUGAGUUUUCAGAACACCCUUUCAAGAUAGCUUUCCAAAUCAAUGCACAUUAUUCUGUUACAAUGUCUUAUCUUGGGACAGCUUAUUUUCCUUUCCUUGAAGGUUGGAAGGCUGUAUUAUUCUCCAGUGUGAAAAAGCAAUAUUCUCUUCUAUGGAUGUCUGAAUUUUGUUUUUGUCUCUACCAUCUGACAGAAAAGUAAGGAAGUGUGGGUGAUGAUGGAGGAAGCAAUUUUAAAAGUUAAAAGCAAAAAAUAAAAAACCCGCUUCAUAGGUAUUAAGAAAUCUUGUAUCCGUGUAAGCAUACUAAAGUUUGAUGAAGUUUUAAAGUCCUAGAGGAACUCAAAGAGUAUGCCCUUGUGAAGAUAGUGUGUAUGCUUUGAUGAUUUACAAGUGGAGUGCAUAUUAAAGGCAAGGCCUUGCUUCAUUUUGUUCUGCCUUGGAAUUGAAAUGAAACUUAAUUGGAAAGCUUAAUCUCCAUGGUUUGUUCACUGUUUGGGCUAAGAAUAUCAACUGAUUUCAUGUUUUUGUCACAUUUAUUUAAAUUUUUAUUGGAUUUGAUUCAUGGAGCAAUUUAAUUUUUGCCAUACAAUCAAAUUUUCUCAUCUCUCAUACUUGCGACGUGUUGAAAA